UGUAACAAAUCUAGCAAUAUAUUACAUGACCAUACUUAUAAACCACUACAUAUACAGUAGUAAAAUAAUUAAAUCACAAGUAACAUAUAAAUUGUGCAAAACCUCAAAGUGAUUUAUUUAAAAAAAAAAUACAAAUUGAGUAUAUUUUAUUCUUUGAAGUUAAAAAAAAAAAAGGCUAAGAGAAGUGUGAAAGUUUGUUAAGCUUGUUCAAAGUAUGUCAACGUCCUAAUUACAUAGGGCAACAUUUAGCAAUCCUCUAUAUUUUUGUCCUCCUACCCAACGAAAUUAGCCAUAUGGGUUGGGCCAGAUUUUUAAGGCCCGACACUGAAUAUGACCGGCCCAUAUUCGAGAGAGAGCGAAGAACACGGAUGACUAAACACUAGACUAUCUAUGGCGGCAACAUUUUUUUCCCGCGAUGAUCUCUUCAGAUUCAUCGUCUUCUUCAUCUUCAACGUCGUUCGUUCUUACAAUUCUUGUAAUACAGAGGUGAUUAUCUUAUGGAAGGAACACAUCAAGGAAAGGGAUUAUGAGCUCGAUCGUUCUUCCGAUGGCAACAACAAUUUGCUGGUUUUUCUGCUGAUUGAAUCCGUUUGUAAGUGUUGUGGUUUGGGAGAUGAGCUGGUUCAGUUUUGUGUGAUGAAGGUGCUGUUAUCGGCGAUUCGAUCUCCGUUUGUUGAGUUUAGAGUCAGGUAAUUAAAGCUACUAACCCAACAAGCAAAAACUGGUGAUCAUUAUACACAAUCCAAGCAUUAUGAAGUUCAAUAUACCCAUCAGUAGUUAGCUUACAGGUGCGUACUAAAAAACUUCCUAGUACUUUUUCCUCAAAAAAAAAAAAAAAA
This is a messenger RNA of Chenopodium quinoa (quinoa), 839 nucleotides long. RefSeq lists its product as uncharacterized. Lineage: Eukaryota; Viridiplantae; Streptophyta; Magnoliopsida; Caryophyllales; Amaranthaceae. The transcript has 3 exons. The record is from RefSeq and is a predicted model, not a curated record. Bases 391 to 693 code for a protein of 100 amino acids.